CUUCGGUAGACAAAUAAUAUACCCUGGAGGAAAUUUCAAAUUCCAUCGGGGGAUGUUCGCGUUAUGGGGGGUAUAUAAGAGCUGGCACGUGUCCACUCUUCAGCAGUUUCACACACAUCAACGAGAAUGAGGUGGAUCGUGAUGUGGGCCUGUCUGGCCCUUUGUGGAAUAAAAGCUGAGCCUCGUUUUUAUAGACAGUCCAAACGUGAAGUUCCAAUGUCGCAAGAGCCCGAUGAAGGAUAUGUAGGGGAAGGAGGUCCGUACCCGCCGGCUUUAGGACCGUAUCCUCCUCCAGUGGUACCCGAGGUACAAAAUUCGCCACCACCGUCUGAGGAUGAUUUUGAGCCGCAGUCGGAACCAGAUGCUGGGCCAUACCCGCCAGCGGCUCCUCCUCCACCGCCACCACCGCCGCCAGCACCUGCUCCAGAAUAUGGGCCACCAGCUCCAUAUCCACCGGCUCCUCCACCACCUCCUCCACCACCGCCGCCACCAGCACCUGCUCCAGAAUAUGGACCACNCCGCCACCACCACCACCAGCCCCAGCUCCAGAGUAUGGACUACCAGCACCACCACCACCACCGCCACCUCCCCCUCCUCCGCCACCACCACCACCACCAGCCCCAGCUCCAGAAUAUGGACUACCAGCACCUCCACCUCCUCCACCACCACCAGCCCCAGCUCCAGAAUAUGGACUACCAGCACCUCCACCACCUCCACCUCCCCCUCCUCCUCCACCACCAGCCCCAGCUCCAGAAUAUGGCCUCCCUCCAGUCAAAUUUGAAACAGCACCUCCAAAACCUGCUACUGUAUAUGGAUUUCCUGGAGGGUUAUAAAUUAUUAAUAAAGAAUUUAGGCCAACUGUCUACUGUGCAAACUUUUAUUACAUAA
Molecule: messenger RNA, 888 nt
Organism: Cimex lectularius (bed bug)
Lineage: Eukaryota; Metazoa; Arthropoda; Insecta; Hemiptera; Cimicidae
Product: proline-rich protein 2-like
Exons: 2
Coding region: 127-888 (253 amino acids)
Source: RefSeq, a predicted model, not a curated record